Molecule: messenger RNA, 1281 nt
Organism: Histoplasma mississippiense
Lineage: Eukaryota; Fungi; Ascomycota; Eurotiomycetes; Onygenales; Ajellomycetaceae
Exons: 2
Coding region: 1-1281 (426 amino acids)
Biological process (GO): steroid biosynthetic process
Molecular function (GO): 3-beta-hydroxy-Delta5-steroid dehydrogenase (NAD+) activity
Source: RefSeq, a predicted model, not a curated record
AUGGCCACCCUGAAUACUCUUGAGCUGGGCUCCGUCCUCGUAACAGGCGGCUGCGGCUUCUUGGGCAGUCACAUUGUCGAUCAGCUCCUCAAUUUUCCUUCCGAGGCCAACGCCAGCAGCAACAGUGACAGCACACAGGAUCGAAUGAUCCCAAGCCGGGUCCGCAAAACCAAUGGCGAGCCAGACACCCGCUUCGCCGUCCCUCCGCUCUCCAACCGCUACCCAACCUACAAAAACACUAAAGUUUCCGUCCUCGACUUGCGCACGGUGCACAACCGCUACCCCGGCGCAGAUUACUAUGAGGCUGACAUCAUGUCCGUCGAGCAGCUGCUCGAGGUGUUUCGGAAGGUGAAGCCGGAUGUUGUGAUCCAUACUGUCUCUCCGCCGCCAAUGCAGUCGAUGCCGGAAUUGUUGUAUCGCAUCAACGUGGAUGGGACGAGGAAUUUGCUGGAGGUUGCGGGGGGUUUGAAGGGUGAAUGGGGCGGCGUGUGUAAGGCAUUUGUGUAUACAAGCUCGUCGUCUGUGGUACAUGAUUGCCAUAGCGAUUUGAUUCGGGCGGAUGAGAAAUGGCCGUUGAUCACGGGGAAGUUGCAGUAUGAGUAUUACACAGAGACGAAGGCCCAAGCCGAAACUCUAGUCCUGAACUUCAACAAAGCCUCCCCAACAGGAAUGCUGACCACCGCCAUCCGGCCCGCCGGUAUCUACGGUGAGCGCGACACGACCCUCACCAAAGGCCUGACCGACCAUGCCCGCAAAUCCUCUCCAUUCGUCCUCCGAUUCCAGCUCGGCAACAAUGACAACCUUUUCGAUUUUACCUAUGCAGGCAACGUCGCUUACGGUCACAUGCUCGCAGCCCAAUACCUCCUGGCCACCUUUAAACGUCUAGAAUCCGGGGCCGCAUCACCGCUGGACCACGAACGCGUCGACGGAGAGGCGUUCAACAUCACCAACGACAGCCCCGUGUACUUCUGGGAUAUGGCGCGGAGCGUCUGGGCGCUGAUGGGCAAGAUAGUUGAACCUGAGAAGGCGAUUGCGCUGCCGGAAGGGGCUCUAACAGUUGUUGGGGGAUUGUUGGAGAUGAUGUUUGGGCUGUUUGGGAAAAAGCCGCGGAUGUCGAGGAGGGAGGUGCGGUUCUCGUGUAUGACGCGGUAUUAUUCGUGUGAGAAGGCGAAGAGGCGGCUUGGGUAUAUUCCUGUUGUACCGUUGGAGGAGGGCGUGGUUAGGUCUGUGGGGACGGUGUUGGAGAGGGAGCAGGCGUCUGAGUCGAAGAAGGAUUUGUAG